Molecule: messenger RNA, 1160 nt
Organism: Brienomyrus brachyistius
Lineage: Eukaryota; Metazoa; Chordata; Actinopteri; Osteoglossiformes; Mormyridae
Product: calcitonin-1-like
Exons: 4
Coding region: 82-492 (136 amino acids)
Cellular component (GO): extracellular region
Molecular function (GO): calcitonin receptor binding; hormone activity
Source: RefSeq, a predicted model, not a curated record
CAAGAGUUGGUCUCAAAGAAGUUCAAAUAAGCCCAACUUUCAGAAUUUUGUUUGCAGGAAGAUCUGAGACGCAAAGGGACCAUGGUUAUGCUGAAGAUCUCUGCUCUCCUUGUAGCUUAUGCUCUGGUCGUUUGUCAGAUGUACAGCUUACAGGCUGCUCCAGUGAGAUCAGCUUUAGAGUCAAUGACAGACCGAGUCACGCUCACGGACCAUGAAGCGCGGAGAUUACUAAACGCUAUUGUCAAAGAAUUCGUGCAGAUGACGGCCGAGGAGCUGGAGCAACAGGAGAACGAAGGCAAUAGCCUGGGCAGACCCAUGUCCAAGCGCUGUUCCAAUCUGAGCACGUGUGUGCUGGGCAAGCUGUCGCAGGAGCUGCACAAGUUGCAGACAUACCCCCGCACCAACGUGGGAGCGGGCACACCGGGCAAGAAGCGCAGCGUCCCUGAGAGCGACCGCUAUACUAGCUAUGGGGAGCCGCUCGAGAGGAUCUGAGCAGUCGUCUCACCCCCCAUUCCCUCCCCAUGUCCUGCCUCGGUGCAUGCGGAUCUCACCUGCUUGAUUGCCUUCAGAGAAAUCGCAAUCGAAACUCCCCAAACCAUCCUCCUUUCAGUUCCCUUUUGAUUCCUCUUUUCCGGCAGAGAAUUACAAAAUAAUUAAGACAAUCAACAUAAGAAUUGUUGCACUUCUUCAGCAGAAAAAAAAAUAUUUAUUACUUUUUAGUGAGCUGAAUGAAAACUCAAUAUCAACAAAGUAAUAGCAGUUACUCCACAAUAACAAUAAUAAAUGCUUCUUUCAUGCUUGAUUAUGUUUCUUAUUUAAUAAAUUUAUUUUUCUACCAGGAAACUGUUAGCCUCCUUUAUUUGAUUAUCUGUUAAUUUGCAUAUGAAUGCGUAACUUUUAAUUUGUUGUACGAUCUUUGUUGUUACUGGCCCAAAAGUUUUGUAGCUAAAGCUGAACUGCUGCAACUUGUUGUAGUUCAAUUAGUUACGAUAUCACUUAGUUACCACAGGCAUCACCCUAAUUCAGGUAAGUUGUGCAAUUUUAAAAUGAAGAAUGGCGGCUUGCAGCUGUAAUACUUUCAAACCCAUUGUAUAAAAUGCAAGUAAUGUUUUCUCUCAGCUUUUUGCAGUAAUGUACGAGGCAUUGAAAGUGGUGGCUUG